AUUGGUCGUGGUCAAUUUGGUUCGGUUUAUCGAGCAUUGAAUCUCAACACAGGUCAAAUGGUUGCCGUGAAGCGAAUUCGACUGGAGGGUUUGAAAGAAGAUGAGGUAACCCAGCUUAUGAAGGAGGUCGAUCUCGUGAAGAGUCUCUCGCACCCUAGCAUUGUCAAAUAUGAAGGGAUGGCAAGGGAUGAGGAUACACUGAAUAUCGUCUUAGAGUAUGCUGAAAACGGCUCAUUGGGACAAACCCUCAAAGCAUUUGGAAAGUUGAACGAGCGUCUCGUGGCUAGCUAUGUCGUCAAGAUUUUGGAAGGGCUUCACUAUCUUCACCGAUGUGACGUCGUCCAUUGUGACCUGAAGGCAGCAAAUAUCCUCACCACCAAGAAUGGAAAUGUCAAGCUUUCUGAUUUCGGCGUUUCCCUGAAUCUGCGUGCCAUGGAACGCGAGAUAAAGGAUGUUGCUGGUACCCCCAACUGGAUGGCCCCUGAAGUUAUAGAACUCAAAGGCGCCUCGACCAAAUCGGACAUUUGGUCAUUGGCAUGCACGGUCAUCGAGCUCUUGACCGGUCGACCUCCAUACGCCGAGAUUGCCAAUAGCAUGACAGUCAUGUUCAGAAUCGUUGAGGAUCAAAUGCCACCCCUUCCAGAAGGAUGCUCCGAGCCAUUGCAAGACUUUCUAAAACAGUGCUUCCACAAGGACCCUGUAAUGCGGCCAAGUGCAGAGUUGUUGUGUGAGCAUUAUUGGCUCAAGAAGAAUUGGGACGCAUUAAAAGUAAGCCUAUAUGCAGUCCAUGAUCUGGAAGUUAACUUAUGGUGUGCACUUAACAGGAACUGCGACCGCAAGACAGCAUUCCAUUUUUACGUCGUGUCAGUGCUGAUAUUCAAAAGUCAGACGUGGCUCGAUAUCUUGCCCAAAUGGAUAUGGCAUAUGCUGAGACACCGCUACCCGAAAGUCCUUCCCAUGAUAUCCCACAUGGUUCUCCUCCUGGUCGGCGAAGACUUUCUAAUGGCCCUAAUAGUCCCAUCGGCGUAG
This is a messenger RNA of Serpula lacrymans var. lacrymans S7.9, 1029 nucleotides long. RefSeq lists its product as uncharacterized. Gene Ontology annotation, molecular function: ATP binding; protein kinase activity. Gene Ontology annotation, biological process: protein phosphorylation. The annotation marks the transcript as partial. The transcript is spliced from 3 exons. Lineage: Eukaryota; Fungi; Basidiomycota; Agaricomycetes; Boletales; Serpulaceae. The record is from RefSeq and is a predicted model, not a curated record.